Molecule: messenger RNA, 1594 nt
Organism: Stomoxys calcitrans (stable fly)
Lineage: Eukaryota; Metazoa; Arthropoda; Insecta; Diptera; Muscidae
Product: tabinhibitin 4
Exons: 2
Coding region: 244-1491 (415 amino acids)
Source: RefSeq, a predicted model, not a curated record
GAAUGCAAAACAGUUUGUUUUGGCUCAAGCCAUAGAACGGUCGUUGAACGGGUUGUUAAAAAAAUUUCGGAAGCUGAAGUAGCUUCGAGACAAACAAAGAACAAAAAAAACCGAUUUACCGAAAAAGCAAAAAACAAACAAAAAGAACAAAAUUUCCUAAAAUUAAACACAACAUAAUUAGUAAGAAAAAAUUAAGUGUAGACAAUAAUAAAAUAAAUAUACAGAAGCAAGAACAGCAACAACAUGUGGAAAUUAAUAAUAAUUUUAAAUGUAAUCACAUCAUUAUUGUUGAUGGAAGCUUUAGCAAAUCAAGCAAUUUUUAAGGUGGCCAAAGGAAAUCCUUGCCCCACGGGCAAAAAGAAGAUGGAGGGGAAAUUUUCUCGAACCAUGCCAAUGACACCCAUAACUGACUCUCCGCUUAUAAUAACAGCCAGCAUAGCGGAAUUUAUAAAAUCAACUACGGCUAAGGAUAUUUUGGCCAUUAAUGAGACUAUGGCCACCACGACUACUAGCAGCUCCAGCAGUAGCUCAACAACAACAACUACUACAAACGCUCCAGCCACAGAGCCCCCGGUAGCAGCCACAACUGUUAAUCCUUUAGAGCUGGCUGCAAACACCACCACCACCACAGCAUCUUUGACUUCACCUUUAGCCAGCGUUAAUACCACUGAGCCUUUUGAUCCCUAUUGCACGCCUUCUUUAUGCGAAUUCUACAAUGGCACUCACUUCCAAGUACUGCCCCAUAUUGCUUGCCACAAUCCUGGCAAUUUUGCCCCAACUUGCGGUUUCCGGCCACACCUGCUGCACAUGAGCAAUCGACGUCGCAAUCUCAUUUUGGCUUUGCAUAAUUUGGCACGUUCCAAAGUGGCCUCCGGCCGUUUACCCGGCUAUAAUACAGCAUCGCACAUGCCUCUGCUUAAGUGGGACCCGGAACUGGAGCGUUUGGCAACAUUGCAUGUGAAACGCUGCCACUUUUCCCAUGACCAAUGUCGUAAUACACUACGUUUCGCUUAUAGCGGCCAGAACAUUGGCUACUAUUGGAUAGAACGCGAAUUCAUAACACAUUCACGCCGCAUGAAGAAUUUCAUUGUGAACUGGUUCAAGGAGUAUGUGGAUGCCAACCAAACGUAUGUGGACUCAUAUCAAGUACAUCCUGAGGGUAAACAAAUUGGUCAUUUUACACAAAUGGUUGCCGAUCGUGCACAUAAAGUGGGAUGUGGUGCCAUCCGUUAUCAUGAACCAGAUACGCCGAAAACCACGAGAUUUCUAAUGACAUGCAACUAUGAUUAUACGAAUAUUUUUGGAGAGCCCAUCUAUGAGAGUGGACCUACUGCAUCGAAAUGUCUUUACAAGGCUAGUGGUAAAUUUCCAGCUUUGUGUGAUUGGAAAGAACCGGUAUAUGAAUAUGAGAGUGAUCAUACUGAAGAUGAUGUUGAUGUUGAUGUCGAUGUAAAUGGCUACGAAGUUGUAGAUAAUGAAGUUAAAAAGUAAAAAAAUAAUGUUGACUAUUUGCAAUAUUGUUUUGAAUGAAUUGUUGUAUAUAAUUUAGUUAUAGUUUAGUUUUUAAAAUAAAAUUGUUGUUUUAUUAAUGAAA